Messenger RNA from Rhea pennata, 989 nucleotides. It is a transcript of the gene SDHAF3, whose product is annotated as succinate dehydrogenase complex assembly factor 3. The transcript is spliced from 2 exons. Lineage: Eukaryota; Metazoa; Chordata; Aves; Rheiformes; Rheidae. Gene Ontology annotation, biological process: mitochondrial respiratory chain complex II assembly; succinate metabolic process. The coding region runs from base 7 to 402 and encodes 131 amino acids. The record is from RefSeq and is a predicted model, not a curated record. Gene Ontology annotation, cellular component: mitochondrion; mitochondrial intermembrane space.
GCCGCCAUGCCGGGCGGGCUGGGGCCGUCCCCCGCCGUCGCCGCCGCCGCGCGGGGCCUCUACCGGCGGAUCCUGCUGCUGCACCGGGCGCUGCCGCCCGCCCUGCGGGCGCUGGGCGACCGCUACGUGAGGGAGGAGUUCCGGAGGCACAAGGCGGUCGGGCCCGCCGAGGCGCAGCGCUUCCUGCGGGAAUGGGAGAACUAUGCAGCACUGAUAUGGCAACAAAUUAAUGAAGACAGACAAAACUCAACAGAAAAGACUGUGUUUGGAAUCCAGCUCACGGAAGAGAAACUUAAUGACUUCCGUGAUGAACAAAUUGGACAGCUGAAGGAACUGAUGGAUGAGGCUACUAAACCUAAUAAGCAGUUCACCAUUUCUAAGGACUCAGAACACAAGAACUAAAAGGUUUUUAAAUUUGCUUUAAUACAUGCAGAAGUAUUUUGAAACUUCCUUUCUCAGUUGGACUAGAAUGUGUUUUCUGAGAAGUAAUGGGAGAUGCUGAUGCCAUAACUUUUUGUCUGAAACUGUCUAGAUACCUGAUUUUUUCUGCAAGAAUAAAUGUUAAAAUGUAAUAAUCAUAACAAUUUUAUGUUAAUUGCAACAUAUUUCCUCCUAAUGGGAGGUGGAGACUUGAAGAAUUUGGUAAAAAUAAAUUGAUGUUUUAAAAAUAGAAAGUUUUAUUUUUAAUCUUAGCACCUGUGAGUGGUUACCUGUGUAUCGUUCUCUAUCUUAAUGGAAAAGAUGCACCUAAUAUUUGUUUUCUGAUGUGGAUUCAGUAGACAGAGAAUAGAAGUAUAAUACUAAGUGAGUUCAUUUUGGUGGAAAGAAACAAGCAAUAUUAGAAGACUCUGCUAUUGUUGAAAUUGAAAGCUGUUUUUCUUCGUGAGUUUUAUUGUGAAGUGGGCUUGUAAAAGAUAUAGUUCAUUAUUAAAUUCAUUGUGAAGGAAACACUGGUUUAUGAAGUAAACUCAGCAUUUUUUUCAAAGUUA